UUAUAUUUAAAAUGGUAUCCAAACCAAAAUUUUGAUUCAUAAGUUUCAAUGUAUUUGAUUCAUAAAUUGGAGUGGACUAUAAUUACAAACUGAAAAAAUGGCGACACACCAAUAUUAUGGAUUUCAUCCAUGCUCCAAUUCCAAGUCCAGAAUGAGCUAUUUGGGGUCGCAGAUGACUCUAUUUGGCUUGCUAAGAGUGACAUUCAAGAAUUGUGCACCAUGCAAUACUUGGGAGCCCAACAAAUAGGAGUUUGGUGCAAGUACCUUAAAGAAAGACUGUUGGACAUGGGUGGGUUGAAUCGAGUCUAUGAAUUUUUGAAUCCGGGUGCGAUUGCCACCGAUGCAGGGGAUGAGAGUAAUCGUUGCCAAGCACUAGUCGCUCGAAUGACUAGGAUGACUAAUUCAGAGAAAUGGCUUAUUGCCCCAUAUAAUAAUAGGAAGAUGUUUCACUGGAUGCUUGUAGUCAUCCAGCCAAGUACGCAAACGGUGGCGUACUUGGAUUCAGGCAACGACGACAUCCCGAAUGAUUUGAACUUUAUUAUAUCCACAUCGUUCACAAUGUAUAACCGAAUGGUACGACGACCUGAUCGACCUACCCAGUGGAUGACUCCUAUUUGUCCUCAACAACCCGAUGACAAACAGUGUGGAUACUACGUCAUGAAAUUCAUUGAAAGUUUCAUGGUCGUAGAAGAUCCAAUACAAUUGUUGACCCGACAAGAUAGGUUCUCCACUCCGUACACUAAUGAUGAGAUAAAUAUUAUGCGUGAUCGGUGGAUUCAUUAUGUGAAAGCGGAAGCGAAGCGACAACAGUUACCGUGUUAGACAGUGUGUAUACA
This is a messenger RNA of Cannabis sativa, 836 nucleotides long. RefSeq lists its product as uncharacterized. The transcript is spliced from 4 exons. The record is from RefSeq and is a predicted model, not a curated record. Lineage: Eukaryota; Viridiplantae; Streptophyta; Magnoliopsida; Rosales; Cannabaceae. The coding region runs from base 130 to 822 and encodes 230 amino acids. Gene Ontology annotation, biological process: proteolysis. Gene Ontology annotation, molecular function: cysteine-type peptidase activity.